CUUAUUAGUAUAGGUAUACAUCACAAGAUACUGAGUUGUACAGGUGACUGGCGCGCGGCACGGGUGUCGCUAUGUUAUCUAAUGAAUCAUCAUGGUAAACACCUAUUCAUUAGCGAUGGCCAAGCGUAAUAUUAACUAUUUACAAUUCUUUUAUCAAAAUGUGCGGGGCUUACGCACUAAAACCAAUAUUUUUUAUGAGAACAUUUUAUCAUCAGAAAGCGACAUUUUAAUGUUUACUGAGACAUGGCUACAUGAUGGCAUCUCGGACUCAGAGCUAUGUAAUGACGUUUAUGAUUUAUUUAUUAGACGUGAUCGCGGCUCGUUGGGCGGUGGGGUUAUGAUUGCCUGUGCUUCGCGGCUACAAGCGCGCGCGCGCACCGAGUGGGACCGUCCUGAUCUCGAAUGCAUCUGGAUAACUGUUCCAGCUCGAGUGCUUGGCGUGAGUCGCAAUUUGCACGUCGCAACUGUUUACCUGCCGCCUGACCGCGCGCUCCCGGUACGUAUUGAAUUGCUAUCGCAGAUAAUCACUGAGGUUAUCGACCAGAACCCAAAUGAUUAUUUACUUAUAUCGGGCGAUUUUAACUUGCCGGGUGUUGAAUGGACAAGUGGACACCCAGUGCUGCUGAAGAGGGGUGCUGUUGAGAUACAGAACUCCGCAUCUCACCUUAUUAACACAACGCGGUGUUGCGGUUUGAAUCAAUAUAACUUUUUAACUAAUUCUCAUAAUCAUACACUUGACUUAAUAUUUGCAAAUUUUUCUAACACCACUAUGAGAUCAAGCUGUCCUUUAGUACCCGAAGACACGUUUCACCCUGCAAUUGUAGUUCAAGCUGUAGAUAUUUUAAUUCCUCCUUUGAAAUUGAAGUCAUUUCAAAAGCAUUUUUUUGGCAGAGGUAAUUAUGAACGUAUUAAUAGCGAGUUGCUUGAGUAUGAUUGGGGAUUGGUUUGUGAUAGUGGCUCUGGACUUGACCGCGUGAUAGAAAUGUUCUACUCUGUGAUUAACUCAGUUAUUGAUAAAUAUGUUCCAAAAAGUACAGUCGGCGGUGCUUACAGUUACCCUGUCUGGUACAGUCGGGCAUUGAUAAAUGUAAUUAAGGAAAAGUCUAAGGCUCACCGCUUAUGGAAGAAAUACUCGAAUCCCCAUGAUUACGCGACUUUUGCGCUUUUAAGAGAUCGACAAAAAAAGAUGCAAAAGGAGUGUCAUAAAAGUUUUAUAAAUAGAUCACAGGAGAACAUAAAAAACUCACCCAAACAAUUCUGGGCAUAUGUUAAAGCUAGGAAAAAGAAUAAAAAUAGUUAUCCGAAAUACAUGACAUAUGAUACGAACCUAUUAACUAGUGAGACCGAAAUAUGUAACUGCUUUUAAUGAUUAUUUUUACAAAAAUUUCAGCUGUAAGCGUGGGACCUAUACCCCCUUCUCGCCUGAUAAUGAAACAUCUGGUGACACAUUACAUAAUCUAACUAUUGACAGCGCGAUUAUUCUGAAACUGUUGCAGAACUUGGAUACCUUAAAGGGUUCAGGAAGUGACUGCAUACCACCUCUUUUCUUCGUUAAAUGCGCUCAAUCCCUAUUCUUACCAAUCACAUAUAUUUUCAACAGGUGUUUCAGUGAGGGAUACUGUCCAUCUGUAUGGAAAACGGCCCAUAUUGUGC
Molecule: messenger RNA, 1653 nt
Organism: Helicoverpa zea (corn earworm)
Lineage: Eukaryota; Metazoa; Arthropoda; Insecta; Lepidoptera; Noctuidae
Exons: 3
Coding region: 92-1366 (424 amino acids)
Molecular function (GO): catalytic activity
Source: RefSeq, a predicted model, not a curated record